AUGAGUACUAUGAAGUUUUGUCGCGAAUGUAAUAACAUUCUCUACCCAAAGGAAGACAAGGAGCAAUCGAUCCUCCUCUACGCGUGCCGUAACUGUGAUCACCAGGAAGCAGCGGACAACAACUGCGUGUACCGAAACGAGGUACAUCACUCUGUGAGUGAACAAACUCAGAUCCUAUCUGACGUUGCUUCUGAUCCAACUCUUCCCCGCACUAAGGCCGUGCGCUGUGCCAAGUGUCAACAUGGCGAAGCUGUCUUCUUCCAGGCCACGGCUAGAGGAGAAGAAGGAAUGACUCUGUUUUUCGUUUGCUGCAACCCAAAUUGUAGUCACCGUUGGAGAGAAUAA
Microthlaspi erraticum is the source of this 345-nucleotide messenger RNA. The record is from the annotation of a GenBank genome assembly. Lineage: Eukaryota; Viridiplantae; Streptophyta; Magnoliopsida; Brassicales; Brassicaceae.